GCAGUAGACAUGGCAGUCCUGUUAUGGCUGCUAUUCCACUCUUCUCUUCCCAAUUUUCCACUUCAAUUCUCACGCUAUUACCACUCCCUUCUUCUUCUUCUUCUUCUUCCCUCAGAAAACGUUUCUCUUGUUCUUCAUUGUCAAGUUCCAUGGAAAAUGAAAGUCAGUCGAAAUUCAAGGAAUUUCCUUAUGUUUCUGUUCCACAUAGGGAAUUAAUGGUGGGACUUGUAUCGACUGUUGAGAAUAGGCUUGGAACAUCUCUGCUUGCUUGUAGUCUGCCUGAGAAUGUGCAGUAUUUUGAGAAUGAAACUGGAAGUGCACAUGCUUCGCUCUAUGUCAGAUCUGGAAACUCCUCUUCUCAGGUUGAUUUCAUACUUGGUAGUUGGGUUCACUGCAACUUACCCACAGGUGGAGCCUUAAACAUAACAAGCCUUUCAGCCUAUUUAAAACCUUCAACUGAUGCACCAAACUUCUUAAUCGAAGUCAUCCGCAGCAGCCCAACAUCUCUCAUCCUCAUUCUUGAUUUACCUCCGCGGAAGGACCUCGUCCAACAUCCCGAUUACCUUAAAGCCUUUUACGAGGAAACACAAUUAGACAAACAAAGACAACUUCUCGAGAACCUACCCGAGGUGAAGCCUUACUUCUCUUCGUCUUUGUAUAUUCGAGCUCUUGUCUCUCCAUCGGCUAUCUUGGUUUCUAUAGAAACCGAACCUUCCGAGGCCACUCGUAUUGAUGAGAUAAUUCGGGAUCAUAUAAGUCCUGUUGCUAAGGUAACGUUGGAUACAUGGUUGGAUCUGUGUGCUUGUGCUGAGAGGAGAUUAACGGAUGAUGAAAGUGCAGAUUUGGGGCAGAGAGAUGGAGUAAUUAAGAAUAAGACUAUUGAGAUUGAUCUUGAAUCAAGCUUCCCUAGGCUUUUUGGGCAAGAAGUAGCGAACCGGGUUUUAGGAGUACUAAGGAAAAUCUACAAUGCUUAAAUCUCUUACUUCUGCAGCUGUUGAUUUAGAAUUUUUAAGGUAACUAUUGUAUGUAAUCUUGUUAAUUCUUCAACUAUUGUACAUUUAAGAAGAUGUAAACUGAGAGUAAUUAUAAAAGUUUCAUUCUUCUGUU
Lycium barbarum (goji berry) is the source of this 1107-nucleotide messenger RNA. RefSeq names its product red chlorophyll catabolite reductase, chloroplastic. The record is from RefSeq and is a predicted model, not a curated record. Bases 24 to 974 code for a protein of 316 amino acids. Gene Ontology annotation, molecular function: red chlorophyll catabolite reductase activity. Gene Ontology annotation, cellular component: chloroplast. The transcript is spliced from 2 exons. Gene Ontology annotation, biological process: chlorophyll catabolic process. NCBI's taxonomy places the organism in Eukaryota, Viridiplantae, Streptophyta, Magnoliopsida, Solanales, Solanaceae.